AUGCAUUUAACUCGGUUAUUACGUACACAACAACCAUCGUUAACACAUCUGAUUGAUCAUUAUGCUAAAUUUCCGCCCACGGGCUUAACCAUGAAGAGAAUUGUUGAAUUUGCACGUGAAGGUGAUGCAAAACAAUCAUAUUUAUUUCUUCGAAACGAAUUACCCGUUCGACUUGCUUCGAUGAUGAAAGAAAUGGGACAUUUACCACCACGUCUACUUGAUAUGCCAAGUGUUAAAACAGUGAAUGGCUGGUAUGGAACCAGUUUACACGAAUUAGAUUCAUUUAAACAAUUAGCAGCAAAUCCUGAAACUGUAAAAAAAUUUACUGAAGUUUUACAAAAUAUACGUAAAAGACAUUCAACUGUUAUUGAAACAUUAGCACAAGGUUAUAUGGAAUUUUCUGAUGUGGGACCGGUUAAAGAAUAUGAAGAAUCACAGAUUCAAUAUUUCUUGAAUCGAUUUUAUUUAUCUCGAAUCUCAAUACGAUUACUUAUUUAUCAGCAUACGAUGUGUUUUGGUGAAGAAGUACCUAUACAUCCUGCGCAUCUCGGCUUUGUUGAUCCCAAUUGCUUUGUCGAAGAUAUAAUUAAGGAUGCAUUUGAAAAUGCUCAAUUUCUAUGUGAAGGUUACUACUUGACAGCUCCUGCGCUAGAAAUUCGUAGGAUAAAUGCAAUAGAUCCUGAAGAACCAAUAGCAAUACCUUAUGUACCAUCACAUCUAUAUCAUAUUAUGUUCGAGUUAUUUAAGAAUUCGAUGCGUGCAACUAUUGAAUAUUUAGAAAGUAAAAAAUCAAACAGUUCAUUACCUCCUAUUGUGGUUGAUGUGGUAAAAGCAAAAGAAGAUUUAACUAUUCGUAUUAGUGAUCAUGGUGGUGGCAUUCCACGUUCGAAAGCAGAUAAAAUAUUUCGUUAUAUGUAUUCAACUGCACCAAGACCUGUAUCAUUAACUGAUACUCAACAUUCAGGUCCAACACCACUGGCUGGUUUUGGUUAUGGUCUUCCAAUUAGCCGACUUUAUGCUCGGUAUUUUAAUGGCGACUUAGAGAUUCAUUCAAUUGAUGGUCAUGGCACUGAUGCAUAUAUAUAUCUUCAAGCUGUCGAAGAUCAAGCCAGUGAAUGGUUACCAAUAUGUAAUCGUGCAGCAUAUGAGUAUUAUGUAUCACCGGCGUUAGGUUUUCUUGAUCAUUAUACAGAAUCAAGUGGAGUAAUUAGACAUGAUGCUGAUGAUAUUCUGUUAGGUCGAAUAGAAUCAGUUGAUGUAGAGCGUGGUGAAAUUUCAUUUUUAAUUACCCUUGAUAGUUUUUAUGACAAUAUUUUGAUUGUCGAUGAUGACAAUAGUAAUGAUGAUCAUAAUGAUGAUGAUGAUGAUGAUGAUGAUGAUAAGUUUACGACAGUAUAA
Molecule: messenger RNA, 1398 nt
Organism: Rotaria socialis
Lineage: Eukaryota; Metazoa; Rotifera; Eurotatoria; Philodinida; Philodinidae
Source: the annotation of a GenBank genome assembly